Messenger RNA from Galleria mellonella (greater wax moth), 1917 nucleotides. RefSeq lists its product as uncharacterized. The transcript is spliced from 6 exons. The record is from RefSeq and is a predicted model, not a curated record. NCBI's taxonomy places the organism in Eukaryota, Metazoa, Arthropoda, Insecta, Lepidoptera, Pyralidae. Bases 436 to 1389 code for a protein of 317 amino acids.
AAAUCAAAUAUAUUUUUAAAAAUCCAAAAUAAUAAUGAGAUAAUUUUCAACUGAUCUAAGAAAAGAUUGCAGUGUAUGUAAUGGUGUCUUCGCCAGUUUUGAACCAAUUUCGUUGAUUCUUUUUACUGAUGUAAAUAGCGUUUAUAAGUAUUGUUCAUUAUCUGUGUCUUAGAUCAUUUUCAUUGUCUUACCUUUUCCCGUUUAUAUAAUUAUCUAUGACUAUAGAUGUGUAGAAAAAACGUUACUAUGACAACAUAUUUCAGCUACAAGUUGUUUAUCUAGUGACGCUUGACGACGCCAUAGGCUGACAAGUAUAAUGUUUUAAUUUGUGAUCUGACAUAAUCAUUGCUUAACAUAAUAUAUGAAAGGCUUUACCCGUCGAGGCAAGGAGGAGAAAGUAAACAAUUCGAUGUUACUGUUGUAUAUAAUACACCAAUGGCUUUGCCUGAUUUAGACGUGAGAUCAGUAUUAAAUGUUGUGGAAGAAAACUUUCAGAAAGUCGGUUUGAAAGCUUACGCCAUUCGUAUGAUUUACAUCGGUGAACACACACUACCCAAAGAUGAAAUAAUAAAGCAAUUUCGUAAGACUAUACAAGCUGUAAAUGCUUCGUACUGUGAAAUAAAUGUCCGUGGAUUGCUGCUGGUGUAUGACAGUUACUUUGUACAUAUUAUAGAGGGAUCGGAGGAUACAGUGCAUAGACAUUUAAGGUUUCUUUUCAAAUCUGAAACUGAUUGGAUAGAAGAGAUGCGUAGGUUGGACGACGAGGCGGCCCAGGCGGCUAUUGCUGCAGCAGAAGAAGCAGCUGCGGAGGGACUUACAGUGAUGAUGGAGGACGAGCCUCAUCAGAGAUCUGAACGCCAAAUGUUCCGACGUUUAAAAAUAUUAACUGUUUACCAUUCUAUACAGACGUUAAUAUUUGAAGGGUGGCAAGCGGUGACGGCAAAUCCGCCUUCGCUCAUCGGGAAGUUAGACAUAUUUGGACCCUUGGCAGAGCACAUGGAACAAUUGCGGAUAUGCUUGGAUAAGAUUAAUAGGCUAUGUCAAAUAGCAAAAAGUGAAGAAACAUUAUCGUUCGAAGGGCUGAGCGCAGUUGAUGCUAAAAUGGAAGCGUUGCCUGAGGUCGCGUUACUGGAUUACUUGUUGCAGUCGCAGUAUAUCCUCGAUCUUCGUCACGUUGCACACUUACACCGACGAGUUGAUGACUACUGCUUUUAUUUUGAAAACGUUUGGCCUUUACCAACACAAUUCACCCCCCGUCUCUUAUACAAGUUGAAGGUUGAUGAUUUGUUUGUUGAACCACUUCCGGUGAUGCCUUGGGAGCUUGUCAACAAGGAGACAACAGAUGACGAAGAAAGAGAAGAACAGAGUGGAAGUUCAUCCACUGACUGAUUAGACGUCAACUAGUGAUUAUCUAUUUUUUUCUCUAUAUUUUUAAUCUAUAGUAUAUAACCGAGUCAGUACUUGCAAUUUAUAUUACCAUAUGCACCAAAAAUAUCCUGUACCUAAUUAAAAAAAUCUAGGUUACAAAAUUUUUUUAUGUUAUAUUUUAUUUCUUGCAUAUUUCUAAGAUUAUAAAAUGUGUAUAAAUAUAAUUAAUGUACUUAUUUUUAUUAAUAUAAAACAAUUUAAAUACUAUGUUACCUUUGACAAUAGAUAACGUGAAUUAGCUCUAUUUAGUUAUAUUGUGAAUGUCUUAGUUCUAGGUACAAAAAUUACGAUACCUUACGGACUACAAACCUACGCAUUUUACAGUACCAGUGAGAGACCCUAUAAAGUUAUCUGCUUGUAAGGUGGCUAUAUGUACAUUUCCCAUGGUUUAUACUAGUUUGAAGGUUGAGUUAAUGGCAGUAAAAUAACUGGGUUCUGUGAGAACUCAAGACCUUCAAAUUUCAGGAGUUGGCAGUACGGGAGUGAUGU